Oenanthe melanoleuca is the source of this 1206-nucleotide messenger RNA. RefSeq names its product homeobox protein NANOG-like. Gene Ontology annotation, biological process: regulation of transcription by RNA polymerase II. The record is from RefSeq and is a predicted model, not a curated record. The coding region runs from base 1 to 960 and encodes 319 amino acids. Gene Ontology annotation, molecular function: RNA polymerase II cis-regulatory region sequence-specific DNA binding; DNA-binding transcription factor activity, RNA polymerase II-specific. The transcript is spliced from 4 exons. Lineage: Eukaryota; Metazoa; Chordata; Aves; Passeriformes; Muscicapidae.
AUGAGCGCCCACCUGGCCACGCUGCCCUACGCGCCCUACCCCGGCGCGUCCAGGUAUGGGGACUACUACUGGCUGCCGGCCGGCAGCACGGACAGCGCGCCCGCCCAGGAGGCUGCGGGGCUGGACGCGCUCCCCCUGCCCGCGGCCAAGACGCCCAGUUCAUCAGUUGACUCUCCAGCUUCCUCCAGCUCUGGGACGUUCACGCAGUACCACACCCCCGACUCCGCCACUAGCCCCACGGCCGCAGGGUCCCCGUCUCCCCACUCCUCCGCGCAGAAGGUCAAGGCGCAAGGCAAGGGCGGCGUGAAGAGCAAGAGCCGCACAGCCUUCUCGCAGGACCAGCUGAGAGCCCUACACCAGCGCUUCCAGAACCAGAAGUACCUCAGCCCCCAGCAGAUCCGGGAGCUGGCUGCCGCCCUUGACCUCACCUACAAGCAGGUGAAAACGUGGUUUCAGAAUCAACGGAUGAAAUUUAAGCGUUGCCAAAGGGAGAGCCAGUGGGUGGAUAAAGGGAUGUACCUACCGCAGAAUGCGGCUCAUCAGGCUGCCUACCUGGACAUGGCACCCACGUUCCACCAGGUCUUCCCUGUCGGCGCCACCAGGAGCUUCCAGGCUGUGCACAACGUGCACCAGGCUUACAGCAGUGGACAGUCUUAUGGGAAUGGGCAAAAUCUGUACUCAUUCGUGUCUGUGGAGGAUGUGGAGAAUGUGGGGCUCUUUGGAAAAGGUGGGACGAGCUGCAAUACCCAGCAAACCGUGGGUUUAUUAAGCCAGCAAAUGAACUUUUAUCACAGCUGCUUUGACAAUGUAGAUUAUGUCAGCGUGAAGGUAGAAGACUCCUCCAACUUCCAAAACACCUCUGACAGUGUCACACCGUAUUCAAGCUCUCCUAUACAGAAUCAAUGCCAGUUACCUUGGCAUCCCAUGGGAAACCAGAAUGGGUAUGAGUCUCAGGUUUGAGUAUUUUUUUUUUUUCUCCCAUCUCUUGUGUUUACCCAUGGGAUUUCCAGGGUUUUGACUCAGGAAUACAUGUUCUUUUCGUUUUUCUUGCCCUUCCUCCACUACUGCUGUUUUAAUAACUGGAGGGGCUCAGCACUCUGCUGUCUGAGGCUAGUUUCCCGUUUCAGUGUGCCUCUCUGCUCAUAGCUAACCCUGGGCAAAGAUGCUUUGGGUAUUGACAAGAUUCAACCUCAUUCAUUGAGGCCA